UCCAAUUUUAUCUACUCAUCCACGGCAAGGCCAGACAUGCAUAAUCAUGGGCACAUGCACGCGAUAGAUUGCUUGCAUGCAACAGAGAAAACUGCUAAGAGAUAAACAUGCGCACGUUCAUGGCUAACAGCACUUCCAAUGGCACGUCGUCUACCUCUCGCCGCAGGCUCUCGCGCACGUCUGCCACCUAGCCACAGCACUUGCGCUCGUCGCCCACCUCGUCUCUGCACCCGCGCAAGUCGCCGCCGGUGAUGGUUGGUCGGUCCACUCGGUCCGGCCCGAGCUUCUCUGCCGCCGGUCCGGUCCCUGGAAACAGGACCGCGAGGCUGGUCGGUCCGGUCCGGUCCGGACCGCCGGCCGCCGGUCCAAAUGGCAGCUCGGUGAAGGACCGGACCGGCCCGGACCGUGUCCACCCUGACCCGCAUCUCACGACGUUGGAUCUCGAUGGUGUGAUCUUCUCGAGCAAAUACUCUAUGGAUUUCUCGAGUUGCCCGAACCUGGAGACCGUAAAGAUGCACCGUUGCUCCUUCUCAAUCAUAAGCUGUGACGGUCCCAUCAAGAUAUCUUCACAGUCUGUGAGGUAUCUUAGCAUCACGGACUAUAAUUUUCGCCGUUAUGACAAGCAGGAGGCUCUCAUUUCUGUCCCAAACCUCGUCUACCUAGAGCUGGGUAGUGGCCGUGGCAAGGUUCCUACGUUUGAGUGCACGCCGUUGUUGCUAGCAGCAUCUAUCAAGCUUGACGACAAGGAUGGUUCCUUCAUCCUUGAGCGCUUGUCAGCUACCAUUAAUCUAGAGCUCAUGAUCGAGCCUCAAGCGUCUGCUGCUUUCAGGAAAGAACUAAUACGGUGCACCACAUUUAGCAAGCUCAAAACUUUGUCACUAGAUGAUUGGUGUGUGGAGCCUGAUUACAGCCCACUAUUUUACUUUCUCCAGCGGUCACCAAGUCUCGAGAACCUCCACCUCCGACUAUCUAAGAAAUAUAAACAUGCCGAAGAAACAGACGGAAGCUACGCUCCAAUAGAACCAUUUUUGGCAUCGAAGAGUCCUAGGGCUUUCAAUAUCCAAUGCCUGCCCAAAGAUGAGCGUGUUCACAAAAUUGUGAAGGUCCUGAGUUCAUGUGGAGUAACUGCUGAGUUAAUCAUCAUCAACAAAAGAAUUUGGUCUUCCAACGGAUCAUAUUCAGAUUCAGAGCACUCAAAUUAUUCACAUCCAGAUUCAGAGCAGUCAAACUAUUCACAUUCAGAUUCAGAGCAAGAGCAAUUGGAUUAAACGCUUGGAACGUCGCCAUGAGUUUACUAUCUUGCUUCGACCUUUAGCGAAAUUUCUAGUUGUCGAGUCAAGGCAUUUUUUAGUUCAAAAUAUACAAAACUAGAGAUACGGAUGCAACUGUGAUUUGGUUCAUGUGUUGAACAUGAAACCAUGUUAUUUGCUUUAUACUUUUGGACUUUUUGUUCAUGUCACAUGCAUGUUU
Molecule: messenger RNA, 1470 nt
Organism: Triticum aestivum (bread wheat)
Lineage: Eukaryota; Viridiplantae; Streptophyta; Magnoliopsida; Poales; Poaceae
Exons: 4
Coding region: 252-1268 (338 amino acids)
Source: RefSeq, a predicted model, not a curated record